Messenger RNA from Salvia miltiorrhiza (redroot sage), 806 nucleotides. RefSeq lists its product as uncharacterized. Bases 247 to 708 code for a protein of 153 amino acids. The record is from RefSeq and is a predicted model, not a curated record. The transcript is spliced from 2 exons. Lineage: Eukaryota; Viridiplantae; Streptophyta; Magnoliopsida; Lamiales; Lamiaceae.
GGGAGCAACAUACCAACUAUGUCACGUAAUUGCUAAUUAUAGAGCAUAAACUUGUUAGUCCAAGAUGGAUAGCAUUAGCGGUGGGCCCACUAUAAAUGUGUAUCCUUCCCUCCACUUGUCUCACCUUCACAUACAAAUUACUCCUUCAAUUUACACGUUACUCCUAUUUCCUCAGCAUUCAAUCCACCAACAAAUACAGCUAGCAAAGAUCAAUUCAAUUCACUUCCUCCAAAUCAAAGUAUUCUCAUGGCGACUGGAGCUGCCGGCGACGGCCUCUUCCGGAGCCUGCUGGAAGGCUGCAUUACGGCGGCGGACACGGGGAUCCAGCGCCGCCCCUACCACCGCAACUGCGGCUGCGCUCUCCACAACUCCGCCGGCCACUGCCCGCACCGCUCGAGGUACGACAAGAUCUCCUACCCGAUCCGCCGCUCCUGGAGCGAAGGAUCGCUCGCGCUGAUCGGCCAAUCCUCGCUGUCUCCGUCCUCCUCCCCGGCGGAGAUGCCGAGGACGCCGUCUCAGUCGGCGUUGUGCAGAUCGGCGGAGGAUGAUGAGGGAUAUUUUGGAGGCCGAAAGCAGGAGUAUGAAGAUGGCGCACGCCACUCCGCCUCUCACUUCCCCUGCGACACAUCACACCUUAUUUUCUUCUUAGUCAUGGCAAAUUACUUAUAUUCAAAACACUAUACAUAUUCAAUUCAUUUGCUGUUCUAGAUUAAAAUGUCCGUUUUUGUAAUAUUUUUUUGCUUGUGAUCGUAAGAUUGCAAUGCAUGAUUGAUCAUGGUUAGAUAUAAGUUCGAAAAGAUCUGAAA